Messenger RNA from Tinamus guttatus (white-throated tinamou), 1941 nucleotides. Lineage: Eukaryota; Metazoa; Chordata; Aves; Tinamiformes; Tinamidae. The record is from RefSeq and is a predicted model, not a curated record.
AUGGAAACGAGCCUGAGGAAUUCUGAGUUGGAGAUGGAGGAGGCCCCGGAGAACCCGCCUUCGCGCUGCUCACGGAGACGUGCCUGCCGAAAGCAAGAGGUCACGGUUAGUGCGUGCGCUGCUGAAAACAUGCCUUUUGGCAUGAGGACCCGUCCUGCAAACCAGCGUGAUUUAGAGCAGCCCCCAGGACCAGAUCAGCGGCAGCACUUCGAUAUGAACCGCGCUGGCGCUCCUCUCGGCCCCUGCAGCCCUAGCUUGGUGUUUGAUGAAGAAAGACCCUUGAGGUCCCUCUGGGACACUGGCACCGUGGGGCUGGGUGUUGUAGGAGUGGGCCUGGAGCAAGGCUUAGCGGUUUUCCUCCUGCAGGCGCUCAAGGCCUUGGGCUUGCCAUCCGCCAUCGUCGAUAUUAUUGUUGGAAAAGAUGACAAAGGCAGAAAGAUUCCAGAAUAUCUGAUCCAUUUUAAUGGUUGGAACAGAAGCUGGGAUAGAUGGGCAGCUGAAGAUCAUGUUCUUCGUGAUACAGACGAGAAUCGCAGAUUACAGCGUAAACUGGCGCGGAAGGCUGUGGCUCGCAUGAGAAGAAAGGGAAGAAAGAAGAGACGUUGCAGGUUGCCUGGUGUUGACUCUGUAUUAAAAAGCCUUCCUGCAGAGGAAAAUGAAGAGAGUAGUGAAAACUCUAUAAGUAGUUCUUCUUGUGAUGACAGUGAUGAUGGAACAGACGAAGAAAUAAGAAGUGAAGAAAGUGACACUGAUGAGAGAACCGAAAUGAAAGAAGAACAAGACAGUCACACAAAAAGGGACAUGGAAGAAAGAGCAAUAAGCAUAGAAAUUCCUGAAGUCUUAAAAAAGAAGCUUGAAGAAGACUGUUAUUAUAUUAACAGAAGGAAACGGCUAGUGAAGCUUCCUUGUCAGACGAAUAUAAUAACCAUCCUGGAGUCAUAUGUGAAACAUUUUGCUAUUAAUGCUGCUUUUUCAGCCAAUGAAAGAUCUCGACAUCAUCAAAUGACUCCACAUGCCAAUAUGAACCUUCAUUACGUGCCACCAGAGAAGAAUGUUGAGCUAUGUAAAGAGAUGGUGGAUGGGCUGCGAAUAACCUUUGACUUCACACUUCCCCUGAUUUUGCUCUAUCCUUAUGAACAAGCCCAAUUUAAGAAGGUGACAUCAUCAAAAUUCUUUCUUCCAAUCAAAGAAAAUUCAACAAACACUAACAGAAAUCAGGAGGAGCUUUCCCCAAGUCCUCCCCUUCUGAACCCCCCAACACCUCAGUCGACGGACAGCCAGCCCACGACAGGGGAGCCAGCCACGCCGAAAAGGCGAAAAGCGGAACCUGAAGUUCUGCAGUCGCUGAGACGAUCGACCCGCCAUAGCUCUAACUGCGACCGCCUCUCCGAGAGCAGCGCCUCCCCGCAGCCCAAACGGCGGCACCUUGAGACUCCGGCGUCUAUGCCAAAGCUCUUCUUGCACCUGGAGAAAAAAACCCCUGUUCAUAGUGGAUCAUCUUCACCUAUUACUUUGACUCCUAGCAAAGAGGGGAGUGCGGUUUUUACUGGCUUUGAAGGUAGAAGAAACAAUGAAUUGAAUGAGGUUUUGUCAUGGAAACUGAUGCCAGAGAAUUACCCACCAAGUGAUCAACCACCACCUCCUUCGUAUAUCUACGGAUCUCAACACUUGCUACGAAUGUUUGUAAAACUACCAGAAAUAUUGGGGAAGAUGUGCUUUCCUGACAAAAACCUAAAGGCUUUAGUAAAACACUUCGAAAUGUUCCUGAGGUUUUUAGCAGAGUACCAUGAUGAUUUCUUUCCAGAAUCUGCUUAUGUAGCUGCAUGUGAAGCCUACUACAGUACUAAAAAUCCUCGGGCCAUCUAUUGAAGCUCGAAAUGAAGAUCAAAUCUUCCUGUACGUAGCCCAUAUUUUGCCACAUGGCUACAAGAUGAAGAUGAA